Tauraco erythrolophus (red-crested turaco) is the source of this 3062-nucleotide messenger RNA. The record is from RefSeq and is a predicted model, not a curated record. NCBI's taxonomy places the organism in Eukaryota, Metazoa, Chordata, Aves, Musophagiformes, Musophagidae.
UGUGUUUUGCUUGUUGGCUUGUUAGGUGUUCCCGAGAAGCCACAAAUUACUGGAUUUACCUCACCAGUUAUGGAGGGAGAGAGGAUGCAGCUGACUUGCAAGACGUCCGGUAGUAAACCAGCAGCUGAUAUCAGAUGGUUCAAGAAUGAUAAAGAAGUUAAAGAUGUUAAAUAUUUAAAAGAAGAAGAUGCAAAUCGUAAAACAUUCACAGUCAGCAGCACGCUGGAUUUCUUAGCAGAUCGCAGUGAUGAUGGUGCAGUUGUAAGUUGCAGAGUAGAUCAUGAGUCCCUAAACUCUACACCUCAGAUAGCAAUGCAGGUUCUAGAAAUACACUAUACACCUUUAGUUAAAAUAAUUUCUUCCAAUUCAUGGCCUGAAGAAGGACAAUCUAUAAUUUUGACUUGUGAAUCCAAAGGAAAACCAGUGCCAGAACCAGUACUGUGGACAAAGGACGGUGGAGAACUACCGGAUCCAGAGAGAAUGGUUGUCAAUGGCAGGGUCCUAAGCAUCAGUUUCCUAAACAAAACAGACAAUGGCACAUACCGAUGUGAAGCAAAAAAUCCUAUUGGCCGAAACAGCACAGAAUAUGUCCUGAUAGUACAUGAUGUUUUCAACACUUUGCUUCCCACUACUGUCAUCCCCUCCCUUACCACUGCAACAGUCACAACCACUGUAGCCUUAACCACCAGCACAACCACAUCGGCAACAGCCAUCGGCACCAGAGAUCCAAAUGCUUUGGCUGGACAGACUGGACCUGACCACGCUCUUAUAGGAGGAAUAGUGGCUGUAGUUGUCUUUGUAACGCUAUGUUCUAUAAUUCUCCUUGGUCGAUACCUGGCAAGACAUAAAGGAACAUAUUUAACAAAUGAAGCAAAAGGAGCUGAAGAUGCACCUGAUGCCGACACUGCCAUUAUCAAUGCAGAGGGCAGCCAAGUCAAUGCAGAGGAGAAAAAAGAGUAUUUCAUUUAGAUGCAGAGCUAGAGUCUUGGAGUUUUACUUAUCAGGCUGACUGCUGGAGAAAACUGGCUAUCAUUUCUCAGAAUUCAUUUCUGCCAUCUUCUGCUAUCUUUAUUAACUCACAUACCUGCUAUAAGUAGCCAGUUUAUGCCAACAAUCAGCUGUUGACAUCAUCAUUCUAUAAUUACAGUAUCAUGCGUAAAGCAGGACAUUUCUUAUUGCCUAAAAUUCAUAUCCACUGCUCUCUUAACAUACAGUGCUUGAAUAUACAGCCUUAACAAUGUUAAUCAUCAUCUUAAUCCAAGUUUUCUGCAUUUUUAAAUGUUAUGCAGCUUUCUUCUUUUUCAGUUUUGUUUUGUCAUGUCCCUACUAGUGUGUCAUAGAACAAUAUUCAUAACAAAUACUAUUAGGUAAGGACCUAAUUUACUUACAUAAAAUGUUAAGUCUAAGAUUAGAAGUUUACAAAGAAUGUUUUAUACAUGUCUAUCUAUAAUUCAAAAAGCAACUUGUUUCUGAAACAUAUGCCCUAGGAAACACAAGCUGAAAUCUUUUUAGGAUAGUUUCUUGUAUGCUUGGGUUUGGUGGAAAAAAAACUAUCAGUCCUCUGAAUUUUUUGUUUUGUUUUGCUUUAUUUUAUUAUGUUUUAAAUGGUACCUUGACAACAGUGCCAUGUUUCAGUGGUAAAAACAUGCUGAAUAGCUAUACAGAUUCUGCAAAGUUAGACAAUAAUGCUUCAUUUAAAACAAAUUUGUCCUGCCCUUUUACUGCUUUUUGGUAUCGCAAAGAUUAGAGAUCUUUCUGAGUAAUUUCUGUUCUUAUAAUUUAUUUGCUUCACAUGAACUCACCUGCCUACUCAAAUUUGAAGCAUUCAUGGGACACAACUGCAAGUCAUUUUAGUAUCUGUAUAUAGCGCAUAUAAUAAAUUCAAUUAAACAUUAUUUGAUACAUAUUUAACUUUUUUGGCGGUAGCUAAGUCAGUCACAAGUAAGCAUUUUCUAAUGUCCAUUAUAUCCCUUUAGAUAUGACUCAAAUCAAUAUUCUGAGUAGAUAACAUGUAUUAGUAUUUUUUUGUCUGUAUGUCCUAGCACUGUUCAGCAGCAAACUUUUCUAGUUCUUGUUAAUUUUUUCUUUGUUAUACAAUGGAAGCACAAUGUUAUAUGGAAAGGUAGUUUUAAGCUAACAACCAGUGCACAGCCUCAGGUUUUAAAUUACAACCACAUUUGAUUACUAUCCUUAAAAAAUACUAUUGAGUUGCUAAAAUUCUCAAUUUUUAAUUUGGCAGUUCCAGAGCUGCUUCUCUAUGUUGGUUUGCCAAAAAAAAAAAAAAAAGAAAAAAGAAAAAAAAAAAAAGAAAAAAAUAGAAGUGUUAAAACAAAAGAUAUAUGUUUUGUGUAUACAGUAAAUGGACUAAUUCUUUAUAUUAAAUUCCUGUCUAUGCAUUUUGUGAGGUACAAACUUAUGUCACCGUGAAUGAUAGAGAAUUCCUGCCAUGCUUUUAGCUCCACAGUGAAAGUCUCUGUUUGGAUUAUUUCUGAUUUUUUUUUGUGUAAUUGACAGCUGAAAAAUCACACGCUCUUAAAUAUGACAACAAAACACUGUAAGCCCAUCGGCUUAUUUCCUCUUCCAAUGAAAUAAAAAGGUUGCCAUAACAGCUCUUGGAAAUGAUUCUACACUGGAGAACGCAAGUUAGUCUAGCUGAAGCGUGUCUUGCUCCUAAGUUUUGCACCUUUGGCAAAAGAAUAUUUCUCUCUGGUUGCUGUACUUGUGAAGCCUAAAAGCAUGAUGGUCUGCUGUAACAGACUUUCUCCUGGGAUUUUAUUUUUAUGUGGGGAAGAGAGAGAGUUUGGAAUAUGACAUCAUGUAGUGUGGUAAAAUGGAAGAUAAGGUGCCGUGUCAGAUUAUUUAUCAGAAGAGUAUAAAGCUUUUAAGGACAAUAUUAGAGUAUUUUAAUUGUUUUUGUUGAAACAUUUAUCUUGUUAAUUUCUAAGACAAAAGGGUGACGUCAAUCAAAGCAGCACUUUUUUUCAAAAUAUACAGACAUAAAUAAUAUGAUGUGGUUGAGUGUUAACAUAAUAAAUCAUAUACAGUAUGACAUUUUAAAGAAA